AUGGUAAGGUCUCCUUGUGAAAAAAUCAAUGUCAAAAGGGGUGUGUGGACUACAGAAGAAGAUACAAAGAAGCUUGCAUUUGGCUCCAAGCAUAGAUCUGGUAAUUGGACCUCUGUCCCCAAAAAAUCAAGGCUCAAAAGGUGUGGAAAGAGUUGUAGGCUUAGGUGGACUAACUACCCCAGGCCUGAUCUUAAAGACGACAACUUCACUACCCAAAAAGAUCUAAUUAUGAAGCUUCAUGCAGCCAUAGGUAGCAGGUGGUCUAUAGUAGCCCAGCAACUUCCUGGGAGAACAGACAAUGAUGUAAAGAACUAUUGGAACACAAAGCUGAAAAAGAAGCUCUCUCAAAUGGGAAUUGACCCUGUUACCCACAAGCCCUUCUCUAAACUCAUUUCUGACUAUGGAAACAUUGGGGGUUGCCAGAAACCAAGUACUCCAAUUACGUCAACUAAUAAGGACUUCAAGGAUGCAAUGAUGUUAGGAUCAGAUCCCCGUCAAACCCUGCCACAAGGAUUUACAAACAUCAAUGACCAGCCAAAGCUAUCACCCAAGACCAUCCCAGUGUCUAUGUUUGGGGAAGAUUGCUUGUCAAAAACUUCUUCACCAUCUACUCCUUCUACAUGUUUCACUUCUUCAGCUUUUAGUUGGAAUGACUUCCUCUUGGAAGAUGCUUUUAUACCAUUUGCUAACCAAGAACAAAGACUUGGUGAGCCAAAUAGAGGAUGUGACCAUGCAAAGUUGUUGGAAUAA
Glycine soja is the source of this 750-nucleotide messenger RNA. Its product is annotated as transcription factor MYB35-like. The transcript is spliced from 3 exons. The record is from RefSeq and is a predicted model, not a curated record. The coding region runs from base 1 to 750 and encodes 249 amino acids. NCBI's taxonomy places the organism in Eukaryota, Viridiplantae, Streptophyta, Magnoliopsida, Fabales, Fabaceae.